Messenger RNA from Thyridium curvatum, 1254 nucleotides. RefSeq lists its product as uncharacterized. The transcript has 3 exons. Lineage: Eukaryota; Fungi; Ascomycota; Sordariomycetes; Thyridiales; Thyridiaceae. The coding region runs from base 1 to 1254 and encodes 417 amino acids. The record is from RefSeq and is a predicted model, not a curated record.
AUGGCAAAUGGUAAUGUCGUGGCAGGCACAGGCCUGGUCCGGUCGCCAGCCCAUCUUGGCGGUGGCGCGCACUGCAGUCAGGACGGCAGCAGUCUGAUCUCGAGCGUGGACGAGACCAAGGACCAAAACAAGGAGAAUGAAGACCCGAGCCGCUGUAGCAGCAGCCUGGGCAAGGUGGAGGGCAGGGACAUGCCCUGCACUCAGGUCUCCGAGGAGACCCUGACCCUGAGUCGCCCGAAAAAGAGCAAGAAAAAGAAGAAGAGAACGGCCCCCCAGGAGCAGCAGGCACCCCCCCAGGAGCAGCAGGCAUCCCCCCUCGACGACACCAACUCAGCAAAGCCUCUAUACCAGCCCGAAGAGUUGGCCAAGCUAAAGGCUAUGAUCAGCUCGGCGGAACGCCGCAGCCCCAACACUCUACCGGUAGCAUCCGCACCCAACUCGUUGAACAGCAUCCUUCGUCAGCAUCCCCGAACUCGCCUGUUCGUUUCCCCCAAGCGCUGGACCAGCCUGCACCUGGAGCUCCUUUGCACAUCCAUCGUCGACUAUGAGCACCCAGAGCCUGGCCCCCCCCGCCCGGCAAAAGACGAAAAGUGGCAACUGUAUGGUGCGUCGCGAUUCGUGAAGUGCCCCUGCCUCAAACAGAAGGUUCCCUACUUGUUCUUGAUGCUAUUCCUCAAUUGGGACCUGUGUCACUUCCAUCCCCCCGGAUCGAUCGACCCUUUCAAGAGCGAGCUCUACUUCCGGUAUGGCCACAUUAAACUCCGGCUUCCCGUCAAGGAGCUCUUCUACGAUGGCAUGGCACCAGGCCUCCCCGACUUCGACUCAAGGCCGGCGCCCUCGGUUGCCGUGGUCGACCUCCGAGAUGUCGCCCGUCGUGUCCUAGGUCCAGUACGGUACCAAAAAGGCAUUCAGUUAGAAAAAUGGGAACCCUACAUCCUUGGCGUCCUCAUCGCUCUUGCCUGUGGCAUCUACUGCCAGCAAAUCGAAUUGGGCGGGCUUGGCCAGACUGUGCGAGUCCAUGUCAUCAACUACUCCGAGGAGCUCGGACGCAGCGUGGUUCUCUAUAGCGCUGAUGUACCCUUUGAGUUCGUCCUCAAGUUUCUCACCCCGUCCUCGUUCGUCGCUGCUGGCCCGCUCGAGAUUCGGCGCACCCGCGUCUGGUUCAACGACGAGCAUGAUAUCGUACCCUUCCUCGACAAGAUGUACAGUGUGAAGCGCUGCAGAGGGUACACGAAAGAUCAUGCACGCAACUGA